AUGGAUCGUUCAAGUCCAACCACCGGCGCUCCCAAGCCAGCUCAUCAGAUCCAAUGGCGUCCGCGAAGCGACGUCGCCGUCUUCGUCAGAACUCUCCAUCUCCUGGAUCUGGACCUCCUCCCCGAUUUCCCGGGGAUAGCUGAAUCGACCUUUGCCAGGACCACAUCCACUUCCGCGUCCAUGUCUAGGUCGGCAGCAAGUCAGCCACAAACCCCUCAGUCUCGCAUCAAAGCAGUUGAGUGGAGUUUCUACCGGCUCUUCCAGAUCUACGACGCCGAAGGUACACGCGCAAAGCUAGCGAGCCAUUUCCCGCCCGCGGCACCCAUCCAAUCGUUAAACCUCCGUGCCGGGAUUUACAAAUGGCUGACCGAGCUGAAGAAGGACGGCAUACUUCCCCGUGAGACGGUGUUGCGGAAGACGAUGCUGGAUGAAUGUAAAGGCGAGAAGUUUGAGGAGUUGCUCGCCGCCUUCGCCAUGCUUGUUUUACGGGCAAGUCUGGCGAGGAACGCCGAUCAGUCUGUCAAGGGCAGGGAAAGAUGGACUGGGGCAGUCAAGACAUGUCGAACUCCAGAUGGAGAAGACGUUGUUCCAUUGAUCCUUGCCCAUCGAUUCCUCCUCCAGCAAUCGCUGCGAAAGCGUCAGGAUCUUCGCGAAAAAGCUACCGUCCACGCGCACGACCUGAAACGACUCCAAAGCGAUAUCACGACGAGGCUGCAGCUGGCGUCGCAACCAGGAGACGUUGAAGAAUUGUCUGCGGAGGAGUACGAGGUGCUAAAGGAUCAGGUCAAUCAUGCAUUUGCCGCGGACCGACAAUGGGCCGCCUAUAUCCUGCAGGGCAAUCCUGCAUCCACGACCCUUUCCGCUGCGACGCAAGAGGCACUCGAUUGGACUUCCGGAGAAUCCGCUCCGUCUAUGUCGGGCGUGGAGGAUCGGUUUCAAGACACCCUGGACAGCUCGCAGGCUGAACAAGCGAUGAAGCGCUUACGACAGUCCACACUAGAUCACCAGGCACAAGUACAGCGCCUGGAACGUCUCCGGACGUCUCUGCUCGCAACCACUCAGUCACAACCCCGGCCUACUCCUUCGCCUACAUCCACGCUCCCACCUGCGCCGGUGGGUGCCAGACCUACCGAAAGCAGAGAUCAGAAGAAAACCUCGGCCGGAUCACGCUUCAACAAACACCAGACGCUGACCGUCACAAGCCUUAUGGGCUAA
Capronia epimyces CBS 606.96 is the source of this 1215-nucleotide messenger RNA. RefSeq lists its product as uncharacterized. NCBI's taxonomy places the organism in Eukaryota, Fungi, Ascomycota, Eurotiomycetes, Chaetothyriales, Herpotrichiellaceae. The transcript has a single exon. The record is from RefSeq and is a predicted model, not a curated record. The coding region runs from base 1 to 1215 and encodes 404 amino acids.